AUGAGCACCAAAAUCCCCCUGAUCACGCUCGAAGAGCAUUUUAUCUCCCAGGCUGUCCUUGACUACUAUGCCUCUCAAGGCGUCGACACGAGUCUCCCAGACUCUAUGGCCCACAUCAUGACUGCGCUUCGUGAAGUCGGCCCAAAGCGGCUCAAGGCUAUGGAUAAUGGCCGUGUUAGUCUUCAAGUCAUUUCCCAUCGACCGAACACUAUCCCCAUCCCACCCGAGGUCUGUACAAAGGCGAACGACGAACUAUACGAAGCCAUCAAGGCGUCGCCCUCCCCGAACCGCUUCGCUGCCUUCGCCAUGCUACCAAUGCUAUACCCCGAGGAAGCGGCAAAGGAACUCGACCGGUGUGUCUCACAGCUUGAAUUCGUGGGCAGCCUCAUUGACAACACCGCCGAGGGUCGCUACUAUGAUGAUUCCUUUUUCUGGCCCAUCUUCGCUGCCCACGAGAAGCUCGACGUCCCCGUCUACCUCCACGCGAUACCACAGACUAUCACUGAGUCCACGGUUGCACCAUCAUUCCAUGGGAACUAUUCACCCCAGGUUUCAAACUUCCUUGCCAACCACGGAUUCCAUUGGCACAGCGACGUGGCACUGCAUGUUUUGCGGCUCUUCGCAAGCAAGCUCUUCGACACGCAUCGGCACUUGAAACUCCUGCUGGGCCACAUGGGCGAGACGCUACCUUUUUUGAUCGACAGAAUUCACAAGCUCGUCCAGCGGACCUGGCCGCACGCGUCGAAACCGAGGCGUCAUCUUCUGCAAGUCUGGCAUGAGAACAUCUAUGUUACGACGGCCGGCAUGUUCAGCCUUGCCCCAAUGGCUUGCCUCAUCCACAUGUGCUGCGCCGACAAGGUACUUUAUAGUGUAGACUAUCCAUUCUGCAGCCAUGAAGAUGGCGUGAAGUUUAUGUACGCAUUGAGAGAAAGUGCAAUGAUAAACAACCAGGACUUUGAAGCAAUCGCGUACAAAAACGCCGAGAGACUGCUCGACAUCAAGGUUCCCGACAACAACGAGGUGGGAAUGGAGAUUGACGGCGACGAUGACCAGGGCGACGCUGACAGGCGGAGCAUGCCGUGGUUGACGAACACGACCAGCCUGGGCAGCCUCAACGGCGACGGGCCGGGUUUCCCGCACAGCCCGCUCGAGACAGUCCGAGAGUAA
Messenger RNA from Fonsecaea nubica, 1167 nucleotides. RefSeq lists its product as hypothetical. Gene Ontology annotation, biological process: secondary metabolic process. Gene Ontology annotation, cellular component: cytoplasm; cytosol. Bases 1 to 1167 code for a protein of 388 amino acids. The transcript has 2 exons. The record is from RefSeq and is a predicted model, not a curated record. Lineage: Eukaryota; Fungi; Ascomycota; Eurotiomycetes; Chaetothyriales; Herpotrichiellaceae. Gene Ontology annotation, molecular function: carboxy-lyase activity; hydrolase activity.